Molecule: messenger RNA, 619 nt
Organism: Mandrillus leucophaeus (drill)
Lineage: Eukaryota; Metazoa; Chordata; Mammalia; Primates; Cercopithecidae
Gene: ATP5IF1
Product: ATPase inhibitory factor 1
Exons: 3
Coding region: 96-311 (71 amino acids)
Biological process (GO): negative regulation of ATP-dependent activity
Cellular component (GO): mitochondrion
Molecular function (GO): ATPase inhibitor activity
Source: RefSeq, a predicted model, not a curated record
GACGAGAUUGGGUGCUUGGCCGUCCCCGCGCCAUUAGCGCGUAACGAGGUACAGCUUGCUGCGGCAGAGACGCCAGAGGUGCAGCUCCAGCAGCAAUGGCAGUAACGGCGUUGGUGGCGCGGACGUGGCUUGGCGUGUGGGGCGUGAGGACCAUGCAAGCCCGAGGCUUCGGCUCGGAUCAGUCCGAGAAUGUCGACCGGGGCGCGGGCUCCAUCCGGGAAGCCGGUGGGGCCUUCGGAAAGAGAGAGCAGGCUGAAGAGGAACGAUAUUUCCGACAUUACGGGUUAUGCUUAGAGAUCUCUUUGGGGUGAAGGAUUGAAAUUAAACCCUGAGCCACCGUGUCCUUGUAGAGCACAGAGUAGAGAACAACUGGCAGCUUUGAAAAAACACCAUGAAGAAGAAAUCGUUCAUCAUAAGAAGGAGAUUGAGCGACUGCAGAAAGAAAUUGAGCGGCAUAAACAGAAGAUCAAAACGCUAAAACAUGAUGAUUAAGUGCACACAGUUCCCCAUAGAAUGGCACAUGUCACUGCCCACUUCUGUGUAGACAUGGUUCUGGUUUAAUUAAUAUUUGUCUGUGUGCUACUAACAGAUUAUAAUAAAUUGUCAUCAGUGAACUGUG